This is a messenger RNA of Daldinia decipiens, 1531 nucleotides long. Its product is annotated as delta-aminolevulinic acid dehydratase. NCBI's taxonomy places the organism in Eukaryota, Fungi, Ascomycota, Sordariomycetes, Xylariales, Hypoxylaceae. Gene Ontology annotation, cellular component: cytosol. Bases 297 to 1448 code for a protein of 383 amino acids. Gene Ontology annotation, biological process: heme biosynthetic process. The record is from RefSeq and is a predicted model, not a curated record. Gene Ontology annotation, molecular function: porphobilinogen synthase activity; zinc ion binding. The transcript has 2 exons.
UACUGUUUCCCGAAUUACUUUUCUUAAGUACCCUUCUUCCACUUAGCCAUCUUGGCCACAACUUAGUCUGUUAUUCUUCCUCUUUUCCCAAACGGCAUUUUCUACAUCGUCGGCCUUCGCAGCUGGACUUCGACUCGGACAGACUUCAUUCUCUUAUUACCUAGUCCAGCCAAUCCUCUCUACUUCUGUCAUACCUCCGAGUCGCAUUACUCUCCUACACUUCAUAAGUCAAGCUAGUCGGUCGACGAUAUUGCCAAUUCUUUCAUCCUUCAUUGGGAUUACGUAGUUCUGGCAAAAUGUCCUUCUCCAAUCUCGUUCAUGAUCUCGCCAUUCGCGAUGGAAUAACGCCACGUCAACCUCGGGCCACCGCUUCAGCCUCUACUAUCGACGACCGAGCUUCCCAUAUCUCGAGGGCUAUGUCCUACACGAGUACGGCAGCCACCAGCGUGAGCAUUGCCGGCGAUAUUUCUAGUCAACUUCAUGGCGGUUACCACCAUCCUCUUGCUAGAUCAUGGCAAGCUGAACGACAAUUGACUAAGUCAAUGUUGAUCUACCCUCUCUUCAUUUCAGACAUCGAGGACGACGAAACUCUUAUCCCUUCUUUACCGGGCCAAUGCCGCCGCGGUGUCAACAAAUUAAUCCCAUUUCUAGAACCAUUGGUACGAAAAGGUCUCCGGUCGGUCAUCCUUUUCGGGGUCCCACUCAAACCUGGUUCCAAAGAUGCAUUGGCGACUGCUGCCGACGAUCCAAAGGGCCCGGUCAUCCAGGGUAUCCGAUUGUUACGACAACGAUUUCCUCACCUAUUUAUCGUUGUUGAUGUCUGCCUCUGCGAGUACACCUCCCAUGGUCAUUGUGGAAUCCUGAGAGACGACGCCACCUUGAACAAUCAAUUGUCGGUGGAUCGAAUUUCCGACGUUGCCAUUGCCUACGCCCAAGCCGGUGCCCACUGCGUAGCACCAUCCGAUAUGAAUGAUGGCCGUAUUCGGGCUAUUAAACUUAAGCUCAUCGAGGAGGGAAUUGCGCAUAAGACUCUAUUAAUGUCAUACGCCGCCAAAUUCUCCGGUUGUCUCUACGGUCCCUUCAGGGAUGCCGCUGGUUCGGCACCUUCAUUUGGCGACCGAAGAUGUUACCAGCUGCCACCUGGAGGGCGUGGGCUUGCCCGACGAGCCAUAGUCAGAGACAUUGGCGAGGGAGCCGACAUUAUCAUGGUGAAGCCGGCCGCCCAGUACCUUGACAUUAUUAGUGACGCGAAGGAGCUAGGCAGGGAUCUUCCUAUCGCUGCCUACCACGUUAGUGGAGAGUUCGCGAUGGUGCACGCCGCUGCGAAGGCCGGAGUAUUCGAUCUUAAGACGAUGGCGUUCGAAGUCACCGAGGGGAUACUCCGAGCUGGCGCUACGAUCAUCAUCAGCUACUUCACUCCUGAAUUCCUCGACUGGUUAGAUAAUUAAGCCACUUCCUAAUAGACGAGUGGACGAGAGGACCAUCACGUGUUUAUUGCUGGAGUUAAAUGGCGUUUACAGAAGCAUAGGUU